UUAUAUUAUUUAUUGCAGGACAAAAUGAUAGAAACUGGCAACAAUUGCCUGAAUAAUGAAUCAAACUUUUUUAAAAAACAUUCAUGUGAUGAUACAAAGGAAGCUGCUUUUCUAAAUCGUGCUGCUCGCAAGUUGAAGCAAUUUCAAAAAAUGAAUAUCAGUGAGAAUUUCAAUGACCACUUAUUAAGACUUUCACAAGGCACAUUAGCAAUGGUGAAUUGCACCAGCAAGGAAGAAAAAGCUUUAAAGGAACAGAAAAAGAAUGACCCGUGUUUCCUAAAGAGACUAUUAGGAGAGAUAAAAACUUGUUGGAAUAAAAUUUUGAGUAGUAAUAAAGAACGCUGA
Castor canadensis (American beaver) is the source of this 345-nucleotide messenger RNA. Lineage: Eukaryota; Metazoa; Chordata; Mammalia; Rodentia; Castoridae. The record is from RefSeq and is a predicted model, not a curated record.